AUGAAGAUCUGUGGAGACGUGCUUCGAGAAAGAUGUAGCUAUACCUCUGGUUUGAUCUAUUUUCCUGAUAUAUGGAUUAAAGGGAUAGAAAUGUGGGAUACACAGCCUGUGGUAUGUAACCCUAUCACGGGACGGUAUGGGAUCUUACCUGUACUGAUGAGGUACAGAAAGUCGAAAAGCGUUUUAGGGUUUAAUCCGAUGGGCAAGCAAUUCAAGGUAGUGGCUGAGUCUUUUCCGUUUUGUAGUGAAAGGGAUCACCAUAAAAUUCUGACGUUAGGAAACGGAAAACUUGGGUGGAGGAGUAAGAAUUCUCAUUGUCCCUCAUACCGUGAGUCUUUGGGUCAAGGAAUAUGCAUCAAUGGGUUUUGUUAUUUCUUAGUUGAUCAUUAUAAGGAACCGUAUAGUGUGAUACUUUGCGUUCAUGUCAGGUCUGAGAAAUUCAAGCUUAUUGACGCGGGUUGCUUUUGUUAUCUGAAUAAAGUCAAAUUGGUAAACUAUAAAGGUAGAUUAGGUGGGAUUAGUUUCACGUAUGCUAUCUAUGAUGGUAUGCUUACAAAUACCCUUGAGUUGUGUAUGUGUGUUCUAGAGGAUGUGGAGACUCAGGAAUGGUCUAAAAGUGUCUACAGUUUGGGAGCGAAGGCACCGCUUGAUCCAUUGAAUCAUUACGUCGUUGGAGUGACUUCUGCUGGUGAAAUUGUUUUGUCAUCUAAGGAUACAACUAAACAGUUUUAUGUUUUCUACUUUAGUCCCGAAAGGAACACUCUCCAAAAAGUUGAAAUCCAAGGUUUAAAGGAUAAAUGUAGUGUUCACGUUUUUGUAGACCAUGUAGAGGAUAUUGACGUUAACGAUGCAAACCAGCUCUCAAGGCCAGUGAAGGAAGGCCUAGAGAUCACCAGGAAAAGGCCAGUACCACCAAAACAACCAAAACCACAAAAGCAGCAUACAUCACGUGGCCUCGGAAAGUCUCAUCCAUCUGUGAAGAACAAGCAGCCGGCAAUCCUCCUCGGUAACAAGUACGAAUUAUUAACUGACGACAUAGAGUGA
Messenger RNA from Microthlaspi erraticum, 1044 nucleotides. Lineage: Eukaryota; Viridiplantae; Streptophyta; Magnoliopsida; Brassicales; Brassicaceae. The record is from the annotation of a GenBank genome assembly.